GCGCGGGGAAGUUUGAAAGUUGAUUGCUUUUCGGUGCACUCUGGAGGUCAUCUCGUCUUUCAAGUAUCAUAAAUAUUGUAAAUCUGAGAAGCACAUGCCACUGCGUACCUAUUAGAGAGUAGUGGCCUGUCGGAAAGGACAAACAGGACCAUUAAGGCCCUUCUACAAUCGUUCAUCAGUGAGUCGACUGGAUGUUGGGAUAAUGCGUUACUACAAUGCUUCUUAGCUUAUUGCACACCAUUGCAUGGGUCUACAGGGUUUUCAAUCGUCACCCUACUUUGGCGCAUGAAUUACGUCUACCUGAAGGGAUACAAAUGCCCUCGUUACUAUAUGAGGCUCAAGAACACGUAUCAUACAUUCAUAUAUGAAUAAUAAUCUUCGUAGCUGUCUGGUCGACGCGUAGUGCCUGGUCAAAACCAGGAGGACUUAUGCGACCGAGGAAUUGACGGGCUGGUGUAAAAACUAGCGAUCGUGUUUGGCCUCACCUCCCUGUCUCCACCAAGAGCACGUAACAACUUCCACCAUCCUUGGGAAGGGCCUUACAAAAUUGUGCUUAUUCGACCUCCCACUACCUUUAUCUUACACAACCGUCAUCGGCCUUAAGACUACGUUACAACAGUACACUAUAACCAGUUGGAACCAGACCGAAAGAUGGUGCAUUCAGGUACCCAGUUUGUAAACCCUCAUCUGUCACCAGUUAUUACGAAAUACCAUCAAAAGAAGACAUAGCAUGUCCAUGUCCACAGUCAGACACUGAGGACAGUGCCUCAUGGAGAGAGAGGUUGUGUGGAAAUAUUCGAAAUCAUUGUGCAAUGUUAUUAAUGUGAGUUUGUUUUUUUCUAACAGGGCAACAAAGGGUAAAUAUUUACAUAUGUGCUGCAAGAAAAACAAGGCCUGGGUGAACUGGACUUGCAAAUAAUUUAUGAGACUUUUGUAAACAAGCUUUCUCUUUUGUAACAUAACCGCGUUAUCCGAUUUUUGAAAUAUAUACGUUAUUGCUGGCACGUCAUGUUUUUCCUCCGAUAUUCACUGGCCCUGGUCUGCAUGUUGUUGUUUUUAAAUCUCUCCUGCUUUCAAACAAACGCCAAUAAUACAUCGUUACAGUGUUAGUCGUUCCAAGGUAAACUUGGCGUUAUUGUUUUCUAACUCAACUUGGAAAGCUACAGCUAUAAGUGAAUUCUUUGGUUUAGUUUAUAGUCUAUUAGGUUGACACUGAUGGUGUACACCUUUAACUAUGCAAAGGUAUAUGCUUUCAUAAUACACGAAUAUAUUCAUGUAUAUAUACGUAUAUAUCCUGAAAAGCACAAGUGAAUUUGAUUUGCUUCUUAAAUACACACAGUUUUAUCUACAAAGUGAAAGCUGCAAUUUUUAUUUGCAGAUUAGCUAACAAUGACCAAAUAGCCGUUGAAUUUCAUUAUAUGUAAUAACUUAUGGCAAAGUAGUUUCGAUAAUAUAGUAACUCUUAGGGUGGAGUAAAACUGACUGUUACCAUACCACCAGACAGUCGUUGAUCGUUCACAUAUACUUAUUUCCAUGUAUAGUCAACAUAAGUAAAGGGAAGAUAACUACAGUUCACUAUAUAUUCUGGCUGUUUAUUUAGAACGAUGACUACAAAUUAAGGAUAUGCAGUGUUAAAUGAUACAGUAGUGCGUAAUGUUAACACGAAUUUAUUGUUUUAUCUUUUCCGUGUUUAGUUUACGACUAACAUGAGUAUUAUUUUCACUCCAUUACUAUACCCACUGUAAAGUGUGGGAGUUUAAACCAAUACAUAUUCGUGCUAAUUCCGUUGUCUUUUGUGUAAUCUGUUUUAUCCAAUUCAGGUUAAUGUACUCAGCGCCGAAUCACUGUUGGUAACUACCUGCUCUUAUUAUCACGGUUUAUCUUUUUCUUGCCAUUUGCAAUUGUACUUCAAAUUUUCUUCUCAUUACAAUAUUAAAUUGGAAGAUCACCACUUUGCCGAGUCUUUAUUAUUACUGUUUUUGAAUAUUUCCAGUUAGAAUGUCUCAUUCUCCUGAAAGUGCAAUAGUUCAUGAAAAUAUUGCGAAUGGUGGUACUGAAUUAGAAAAGAAAUUACUCAACUUGAAGCCUCCUUUUAAUGAUAUUGACGAUGUUUAUUUAUCCUCAAACUUCAACGAAUUAGAUCGUAGCUCACAUGUUUCAGUGGUCAUGUCGGAACGAGUUCAGUGUAUAGCUUCUGGUAUAUACAAAGAGUUUGAAACUAUGAUUGAGGCUUAUGGAUUACCCGUUGUUGAACGUUUAAUGCCAUUAAUAAUUAGUCUACUAGAAAAUUUGGAUGACCUAUAUAAAGAUCAAUCUGCAUACCACGCUGAAGUCAGACAAUUACGUGAAGAGAAUGAGCAUAUUUAUGACCAACUUACUGCUGAAAAGGCUGCUCGAAAACAGUCCGAAAUGCGUUUACUAAAUGCAGAGGAUGCUUUUGAUGAAGAGAGAAAGGUGAAUGAGGCAAAAAAUGAGUCAUUAUCCACAUCUUGUCGGCAAACGGAAUUGAGACUUCAGUUGGCUAAAGAUCAAGUUUCACGUUUAGAGGUAAAAGAACAAGAAUGGAAAAAAGAAGAGAAUCGUCUACAUGAACAUCUAAAUGAAUUAAUACGUUCUAAUGUUGAAUUAACUGAACAAAUCAAAUUUAUUAAUCAUAAUGACAAUAGUCAAGAACAAUCAAGAAAUACAUUGAAUAAUUCUAUUCAGAGAAAUUCACCACGUAAAUUAUCAAUGAAUUCAUCUAAGUAUAAUUUAACUGGAUCAACUAAUCAUGAUCAAGGCUCAACAAUAAAUGGAUCAUCUACAGUUCAUUCGAAUUCACUUGGUGUUGGCUAUGAUACUACUGGCGGUGGAUUUGAGUUUGAUGAACUCCCAAAUACUCUGGAGUCGGAAGGUGGUGGUCUAAAUGUCGACGAUGAUCUACCUGCUGGUAUGCGUAAAGAGAUUGAUGUAUUAAUCAAAGAGAAUAUGGAACUUGUUGAAAUGAAAAAUGCUCUCAAUGUUGUGAAAGACGACCUACUAGCCAGAAUUGACCAUUUAACAUCUGAGAAUAUAUCAUUACGUGAAUCAGUAGAUAUGUUAACUGAUUCACGUAUUCGUUUACAAAGUGAAUUAACUAAUACUGAUCAAUUAUUAAAUGAUGCACGUUCAGAAUUAAGUCAAUUAACUGAAAAAUUAUCAUUAUAUCAAGAUAAAACAAAUGUAGAAUCAACUAAUUCCGCUCAAGUUAAACGUUUUACACGAUCCGAAAUGGCACGUAUUCUAGCUGAACGUAAUCAUUAUAAAGAACGUUUAUUAGAAUUACAAGAUGCUGUACGUUUUACAGAAACUUUACGUGUCAGUCAAAAAGGACAUCGUGAACUAUUCAUGACUAAAACACCGACAAUACAACAAUAUAAAUUUGAUUCAAAUAGUCCAGUUAGUGGUCCAUUACAAAGUCUGCAAAAGUUCUUCUCAUCAUUUACUUCUGGUCAACGUUCUGAAAAUUCAAAUGAAUUAAUUCACAAUGUUGGAAAUGAGCUGUCAAUUCAUGGCACAGAUAAUUCCCUAUCAUGGAUUACAUUGUCAACAACAUGUGCUAAUUCCCCAAUUUAUGGGUGGGCAACUGGAAAACAAUCGGACCGUAAAUUCAGUUGUAAUAAUAAUAACAAUAAUAAUGGUGGUGUUAUUCAAAGUAACAAUGAUUUUGUUGAUGAUAAUGCACAUUCUAAUGUACCAGUCCCCAUUCAAUGUAGAACAAUUGGUGGUUUGCAUAAAAAAAACUUAGAGAUAUGUACAGCACUCACUGUUCCAACCACAUCCUUGGAUUGUAAUUCCAAAUCUAAAUAUCAUCUAUGGCUGAUUGGUCGUGGUGGUUCAGGAGAUUAUUCAAAUUCCAACGAUUCUUCAUUAUCAGUAAAUCGUGGUUAUCUUGGACAAGUGCACAUAUUUGAACCAACAAAAUUCACUCAACCUAUUAAUAGUUUUGAUUUAGAUAAUGGUUUCUUGCCGACAGCAGCUGUUUAUGUAAAAUACAAUGAAGCUGCAUCAACUGAUCCAUCCUCAAUGGAAUUAACCUCAAAUCAUGAAUACAUUGAAUUUACAUGGGAUAUCAAUGAAUCUUAUGAUAAUAAUAAUAGUAGUAAUAUGAAUGAGACAAUUUGUAAUAAGAAUAAUGAUGGUUGCGUAAUUUUAGCGUCAAAUGAUGGACGAUUUCUAGUUUAUAGAUUAUGUUAUAGCAUGAAGUCAACCAGUUCGUCUGAUGUGGCCGGAAAUAAUGACAAUAAUAAUAGUAAUUAUAGUGAGCAAAUUGUUUCAAGUCAUUUCAAUGUUGUUGGCUUACCACAAUUAAUAUAUCGAUUUAAAACAAAUAGUCAAGGUUUAGUGGCUAAUGGAAUGAUUUCACGUGAUAAUUAUGUGUGUAUUGGUCUAUUCAAUUCACUUGGUACAACUCAUAUUGUUUGCUUUCAAUGGCCAUUAACAUUUAUGCAAAAUCAACAUAAUCAUACCGUAAAUACAUCAUCUUCAAUGAUUACUUCUACAUCCAACAAAAUACAAACAAAACAUAAACUCAUUAAUUUACCGUAUGAAUCUUUAUCAACUGGUCCGUUAAUUAUGGCUUCUUCGUUUUCAUCCUCCACUUUGUCUUCUUCUAAUCCUUGUUCUACUGUGAUUGAGAAUAAUAUUUCAAUAAAUGACUAUAUUUGGCUUGGUACAGCUGGUGGUGGUCAUUGUUAUUGUUUAGCCGUCCAAUCUGGUGAUUUUAUAACAAGUUUAGCAUUACCAAAUGAAACUCCAUGUCUACAUGCAAUAUGCAUUAAACCGUCUACAACAGGAUUGUCCGACAUUGUUUGGUUAGCUGUAUCUGGCAAUCCUACAAUUUGUGCAUCAUGUGAGAAAAUUUCAACAUCUACAACCGAUAGUAAUCGUAGUAAUAUUGAUAAUAAAGACAUUGAUGAUGAUGUUAUCGUUAAUCAGAAAAAGUGUCAACAUAAUGUAAAUAGUGGAGUAAGUGUUGGAAUGGCACGUCUAUUAGGAUGUUGUCCUAAACAAAAGUGUAUUCUACGUCAAAUUGAUUUAACCAAUUCAUUGUCUUCAAUGUUAGAUAUGGAAAAUGUUACAGAUCCGAUUGAUUUAACUAUAUGUCGUCUACUUAUUAUACCACUGACUAGUGAUCAUGAAAUAUGGUUUGCUACUCGUUCUGGUCUUAUUGCUCGUUUACGUUUGGAUUACUCCAAAUAUAAACAUUCAUCAAAUGAGGUUGAAUUGUCCAAAACUUCUUCAAUAACAAUCAGUUGUCAUGGUUAUCGACGUCCUGUAUGCAAUUUACUAUUAAUUCAUCAAAUUUGUCAAAAAGCGAUUAACAAUGAAGAUUUGAGUUAUUUAAUUGUAUCAGUUGGACAUGAUUAUGUUGAUCUGAGACAAUUUCAAGAACAAUAUGAACAGAAAGAUGAACAACAAACUCAUUUUCCAGUUGAUCAAAUUUCUAGCAUGAGGAUUCGUGUUAAUCGUUCACGUCAAAUGGGUUCAGGUGCUCAUGCCAUUGUUUGGAGACUAACCGAUUUAUCCCAUUAAAUUAUCUAAAUAAUCAUUGUUCAGAACAACAUAUAUAAGCGAACAAUAUUGUUUUCGAUUAGAUCUUCAUCAGGCUUUACUCUAAUAUACAGUAAUGUAUUUAUAUGCAAAUACGAAAUUAUUAAACCAAUCAAGGUAGUUUAUGAGUCAAUGAUAAUAAUGGAAUAGAUUACAUAAUAAGUGAAAAGUAUAAAUUGAUAGUGUGAUAACAAGUGCACCGGUUAUCAUAAACUACCUUGAUUGUUUUAAUAAUUUCAUAUAUGCAUAUAAAUACAUUACUGUAUAUUAGAAGUAAAGCCUGAUGAGGAUCUAAUCGAAAACAAUAUUGUUCGCUUAUAUAUGUUGUUCUAAAUUUACAAUAUGGGAAUAUUUCAAAUUAUCACUGUUCUCAAUUUAUCUUGAUCAAAACACUUUCUUUAUUUCUCAGCUUUAUACUACUUAAAAAACUAAAAAGUAGUUCAACGUGCUUUAUAGGAUAAUUUCUCGUAACAACAAUAUAAUUGAUACAAAUAUAUUUUCUGUUCAUUCUAAUUCUAUUUACUAUCAUGAUAUGAUAGUGAAUCUUCUCAAUACAUUCAAAUAAAACAUUUUAACAUUGAGUAUUCACGAACUUACACUAUCUAAAGUAUAUUCAUCUGUUGUGCAUAGAUUAUUUCCUAUCACUUUGUCUAUUACUAAUCAGAUUAGUACUGAUUUGACUUAAACACCAAUUGUCAAUGAUAAAUCAAUUUGAUAAAACAAUUUAAUAUUUGUGAUAAAAGAGCACAAUUCCAAUGAAGGACCUUUUUGUGUCUUUCUUUUAUUAUUAUUAUUAUUAUUAUUAUUAUUAUUAUUAUUAUUAUUAUUAUUAUUAUUAUUAUUAUUAUUGAUGUCGAUAUAUCUUCAACCGUUAUCAUCGUUGUUGUUGUUGUCGUCAUUGUUGCCAUCGUUGUUGUGCAAUAAUUUAUUUAUUUCUUCUUCUCUCUAUCUCUGCAUUUAAGCAUAUGCUUUUCUUGUUUUUGCUAAUUAUAAUUUUCUUUCAGCAUUAUUUUUUUUGAUGAGUUCAAUGUUCAAAUGAGUGAUAUUUUGUCGUUUGUACUUUUUUUUUAUUGAAAAAAGCAUUUAAUUUGUAAAACUCAGCUACGAAGUAAAACAGAUUAGUGUUCAUCUAGUUCUUGUCGCUAAUCGACAUAUCAAUUAAAUUAGAACAUGGAUUCUUAGUUAUGUAACCGUUAUUGCUACCUUGAUGUGGUGGUCGGGCUUGCCUAUUGUGACGAACCAAUCGAGCUAUAUUAGCUGGAACAAUCGUUCUCCAGGGUCCUACCAUGCCAGAGAACGGUAAGAUAAAAAGCAGCGAACCAAAGAUCUGAUGGCGAAGUCGUAAUUCUGACUGUACAGAGAUGUGACAGCAGUAAGGUGUUUCCUUCAGACAACCAGCAUGACAGUGAUGCUGCCUUCUCACAAGGACGGGUGGGGUUAGAAAAUGUCGACCCAAAAAUGCAAAAAACGCCUUAUCCCGCGGAUAUCCGUCCUCGGCGAUAAGGUCACAACAAGUACGAAGCAAACACAAGAAUUACUCAUAGAAAGGUCUCGUGUGACCGACCUCAGGUCUUUAAGUUCACAUUUAAUCCAAUUUCCCUUUCCGGUGCCCUCGGAAGGAAUCUUCCACGGUGUGCGCAACCGGGAAGUGAUAACCGCCCUCAUACUUCCAACAGCACUCGAGACCAUUAUAUUUAUAAUCAACCUCUUUUUUAGUUCUUAUUAUUCCUCCUACAUCGAAUUUCAACUCUAAACUUCCUCUUUUUGCUUCUUUCUCAAGUGUCACCAUAGCC
This is a messenger RNA of Schistosoma haematobium, 7364 nucleotides long. RefSeq names its product JNK-interacting protein, variant 2. The transcript is spliced from 21 exons. The record is from RefSeq and is a predicted model, not a curated record. Gene Ontology annotation, molecular function: kinesin binding; signaling receptor complex adaptor activity; MAP kinase scaffold activity. The coding region runs from base 1999 to 5553 and encodes 1184 amino acids. Gene Ontology annotation, cellular component: cytoplasm. Gene Ontology annotation, biological process: vesicle-mediated transport. Lineage: Eukaryota; Metazoa; Platyhelminthes; Trematoda; Strigeidida; Schistosomatidae.